This is a messenger RNA of Botrytis porri, 1428 nucleotides long. RefSeq lists its product as uncharacterized. The record is from RefSeq and is a predicted model, not a curated record. The transcript is spliced from 5 exons. Bases 1 to 1428 code for a protein of 475 amino acids. Lineage: Eukaryota; Fungi; Ascomycota; Leotiomycetes; Helotiales; Sclerotiniaceae. Gene Ontology annotation, molecular function: DNA binding; zinc ion binding.
AUGUCUUAUCGCGUUGAACUCGCAACCACUGCGCGAGCUGGAUGUCAGAAUAAGGAAUGUAAAGAUAAUGGUGUCAAGAUUCAAAAAAAUGAAUUGAGACUGGGUACUUGGGUUGAGAUUCAAGAACAUGGAGGUUGGCAAUGGAAACAUUGGGGAUGUGUCACUGGAAAACAACUUGAGAAUAUGAGAAAUUAUCUUGAAGAUGGUAAGGGAGGCUAUAUGUUUGAUAAGAUGGAUGGCUAUAAUGAUGGUGGGAAGGGUAGUUUAGAUGAUCAUCCUGAAAUGCAGGAGAAGGUCAGACGAGUUGUUAUGCAAGGAUUCAUUGACCCCGAAGAUUGGAAAGGUGACCCGGAAAUGAAUACCCUCGGUCAAACAGGAACUCGUACCUCCGAAUCAAAGAAAAAGAUCAAGGAGCAAAAGUCGGCUGAAAUGGGUGAUCUAACUGAACUUCAAGUCAAAUGGGAUGAAGCCGAAAAGGAAAAACAAGAGCUCAUUGAUGAUGGAAAGGCGAAUGGUAUGAAAGUUAAGGCUCUCAAUAAGAAGAUUGCAGAAUUUGCAAAGGAAAUGACUGCCCGUCGAAAGGAAGAGGAGAGACAAAAGGCGGAAAGAGAAAGAAAUGCAGUAAAGUCAGAGAAGGCUAAUACACCAAAGAAGAGAAGUAGAGUGAAGAAAGAAGAAGUUGACGAAGAAGAAGAAGAAGAGGAUGAAAAGCCCGCAAAGAAGAGGAGAGGCGGAAAGGUCAAGAAAGAAGAGGAAUCCGAGGAAGAAGUUAUGCCUGCCAAAAAGGCUCGUGGAAGAAAGACUGCGGUUAAGAAUGAAGAAGAUAUUGAAGAAUAUGAAGAAGAGGUUAAGCCCGCUCCUGUCAAGAAAUCCAGAAGAAAGGCAUCUGUUGUUAAAAAAGAAAAGAAUUCCGAAUACGAGGAAGACACCCAAACAGCCCCUGCCAAGAGUUCCAAAGGAAAAGCUCCUGCUGUUAAGAAAGAGGAAAAUAUCGAAGAUGAGGAAGAUACCAAACCUGCCCCCUCUAGGAAUUCUCGCGCCAAGAAAUCAGUAGUCAAAAAGGAAAUUAAAGAAGAGGAUUCCGAAGAUGAAGAAGAUGUCAAACUAGUCCCUGUCAAGAAUUCUCGAGCCAAAAAACCAGUCGUCAAAAAGGAAGUCAAGGUGGAAGAUGAUGACGAGAAUGAAAUCUUAACCAAGACCAAACCAGCUCCAGUCGCUAAGAAAGGUGGCAAACAGUCGAAGAAAGUUAACGAGGAAGCCGCAUCGGUAACCCCAGAAUUGACUUCUGAUAAUGAUACUUCGAACAACCAAAAGUUUGCAGCUGAGGACGAAGAGAUGAAGGAUGUGGAUGAUGAACAGGAAGAAGAAGAAGUUAAGCACAUUGUUAAGAAGAGCAGAGGAAGACCCGCCAGGAAGACGAGAGCUUGA